GUUUCUUGCGUUCACCCGCUGGCCUUGCGUAGGGGCGAUGCCUGAGUUCUCCCCGAAGAUCAAGGUGGUUCAAGACACUCAGGCAAUCCUCGCCAAUGGACGAACAUGGGACGUCACCUGUACCGGGAUAGAACUCAUCAAUAAGGACGCUUCCCUCGGCGGGCUCGGUUAUGCUGAAGCGAAGUUCAUCCCGUUCACGCCAGCGGCGCCGGCAAGCGCCGAUCCUGUUCCCUCAAACUCGAAUGCCCGCCCGGUCCAGGGUUCGAAGCAGGGUCUGCGCAUCUUGCUUGAUACUGGCUCAAGCGUAUCGUGGCUGCCCCCCCACAUCAUCCGUCAAAUUGCCGCCCACUAUGGCGACCAUACCAUACGCAUGCGCCAGUCGACCAAAUCGGUGACUGGACCCGAGUUCAUCGUCCCGAAGAAGGGUCAAACCUCGCUCCACAAGGUUGCGCUCUACUUCGAGGGGUUGGAUGGGAACACUGUUCGGGUUGAAGUUCUGGCCGAUCAAUUCAUCUAUGGGGCGCACCCGGAGACUGGCGCACUGGAAGGCUUGAUGUUUUCGACGGAGAACCGUUGUGUUUUCGGCUUGAACUGGUUUCACGCCAAUUGGGUGAAGAUGUGUGCCCCGAGGGAUGAGGAGCCUUACGUUCAGUUGGCCUUGCAAGAACACGUCCCAUUUAUGGUCGUUAGGCACCAGCUCCCGCCAAAGGAGAAGGAGACGUCGUAGGCUCGUACCUCAGGA
Trametes versicolor FP-101664 SS1 is the source of this 742-nucleotide messenger RNA. RefSeq lists its product as uncharacterized. The coding region runs from base 38 to 727 and encodes 229 amino acids. Lineage: Eukaryota; Fungi; Basidiomycota; Agaricomycetes; Polyporales; Polyporaceae. Gene Ontology annotation, molecular function: aspartic-type endopeptidase activity. The record is from RefSeq and is a predicted model, not a curated record. The transcript is spliced from 3 exons. Gene Ontology annotation, biological process: proteolysis.